AUGAUGGACGAAGUGGCCGAAGCCCUGGAACAGGCCAGAGAUGUCGUCGAAGGGCCGCGUCGAAAAAAGAGCUCGAUCUGGCAGAUGGAUCCUCAUCUCAUCCAUGAAAGUUCUUCUGUACAAGUGAAGAAUGGUCCUACAGCUUCCUCGGAGGAGCCGCUUGAAGUGACUGUGAGUCGAACAACUGUCGUCUCGCAACCAAACAGCGACGACGAAGACUAUGGUUCUUGGUCUGAUACGGACGUGCUUCGCGCUCGAUCUGGAUCGUGCCGCUCUCGUUUGGCGGGUGGAAGUGAUGACGAGCAGCCUCGGGAAACCAAGCUCACUUACAGAAGAAAACGCGGUGGUCAAUGGAAACGCGUCGAGAAAAUCGACUCUGCAAUUGCUCCCGAUGAGGAUGAACUUGAGGUAAACGUGAAAGAAGAAUGCUCUGGCGAGGCUGGCCAUCUGAUUACAACGACAUACGAUGUGAAAUGGCGGGUGAUGAAGUACGAGAAUUUGCCCGAAUGGCUUCAGGAUAACGAGUUUUUGAGGCAUGGGCAUCGCCCUCCAUUGCCCUCAUUCGCUGAGUGUUUCAAGAGCAUUUGGAGUCUUCACACCGAGACGGGCAAUAUUUGGACGCACUUGAUUGGAUGCGUUGCCUUCUUCCUUCUUGCAAUUUGGUUCCUCACUCGUCCAGAAAAUCACAUCCAAUUCCAGGAGAAAGUAGUCUUCUCGUUCUUUUUUGGUGGUGCCAUUUUGUGUCUUGGCCUCUCAUUUGCUUUUCACACACUUUCUUGUCACUCGGUGAAUGUUGUGAAAAUCUUUUGCAAGCUGGAUUACAUGGGUAUAUCGCUGCUGAUCGUUGGUUCGUUCAUUCCGUGGAUCUACUAUGGUUUUUAUUGUCGACGUGAACCGAAGAUCACUUACAUUGCUAUGGUAACUCUUCUCGGAGCCGCAGCUAUCACUGUGUCAAUGUGGGAUCGAUUCUCGGAGCCUCGCUUCAGACCCUUCAGAGCCGGAGUAUUUGUGGCGAUGGGAUGUUCAGGCGUUAUUCCAACAGUUCACUACAUCAUCACGGACGGCGUGCAAUCACUUUUCAACGAGAAUUCGUUCCACUGGCUUCUGUUGAUGGCCGCUUUGUAUUUGAUUGGUGCUUUGCUAUACGCAACGCGAACUCCAGAACGAUUUUUCCCAGGAAAAUGUGAUAUUUGGUUCCAAUCUCAUCAGCUAUUCCAUACUUGUGUCGUUAUUGCGGCUUUCGUACAUUACUACGGGAUUUCUGAGAUGGCAAUGUCACGAUUGAGUCAGACGUGUCCCAUCGUUCUUCCCGCCAAUCCAAUCCUUCAAUCAAUCAACCCCGAACUC
Mesorhabditis belari is the source of this 1347-nucleotide messenger RNA. Lineage: Eukaryota; Metazoa; Nematoda; Chromadorea; Rhabditida; Rhabditidae. The record is from the annotation of a GenBank genome assembly.